AUGUCUUCUAUGCCUUCAACAAAAGAAUUCCUCUUUAUUAAUGAAUGUGGAAAAAAACAACAGUCUAAGACCAGUCCUCCAAAAGACUUGGAAAUUGAGUUUCCUCCAACAUUCGACUUUAACGAACUAGGUGACAAAUUUAAAAAUGGUAAAGGAAAGAAAAAACCUCCAAACGCGUUUAUUUUGUUUAGAACAAAAUACAACGAAGCUUUACAUCGCCGUGGCCAAUUCUCACCAAUGAAGGUUGUCUCUGGCUGGGCUCGAGAUGCCUGGAAUUUACUUCCAUUAUUUCAAAAACAGGAAUAUGAAAGAUUCGCAACAAGAGCUGCUUCUCUUUAUCAAGAAUGGGCCUUACAUUCUCCAUCUAGUCAUUCACAAAACGAUCGUAUUCGAAACAAACGUAUCCGUACUGCUAGCGCCGGUAUAUUUCAACCUGUCUUGAUACCUGUCGAAUCCGUUCUCUACGAUUUAAAUGCCGAUAUUUAUAAUAAUUUUCAAUUUUAUAACAUUGGUGACUUUGGCUUUUUUAACUCUGUAAAUUAUGAUCCAGACCUUGUCUACGAUGUCAACGAUUACACCGAUGGCCUCUCUGAAUCGGAUUAA
Cetraspora pellucida is the source of this 603-nucleotide messenger RNA. Lineage: Eukaryota; Fungi; Glomeromycota; Glomeromycetes; Diversisporales; Gigasporaceae. The record is from the annotation of a GenBank genome assembly.